AUGGACAAGAGUUGGAUUGCAUUGGGUAAGACACCUGAUGGAAGGAUGAGUCAGCCAUUUAUUGAUGGGGUGACAUCAUUUAUCAAAUUUGCAAUGGCAGUUGUUGACCAGGAAGGUGGUAUUGAUGCCUUAGUGGAAGAUCGAAUAAGAGGAGAACCCAACGAUGCACCCCAGAAUGAGGAAGUACAAACGUUUGAUAAACUAUUGAAUGAUGCCAAACGUGAGGUGUACUUAGGUUGCACAAACUACACUCUGUUGAAGUUUGUCAUCGAGCUGCUUAAUAUGAAGGUAACAAACCACUGGAGCAAUAAGUCGGUUAACACACUAUUGGAGUUUUUAACAAAACUUUUACCAAAAGAUAAUUUGGUUCCAAAGUCAUUUUAUGAAGCUAAGAAAAUACUUCGAGAUUUGGGCUUGUCAUAUGAGUUAAUUGAUGCUUGUAUAAAUGAUUGUGUACUCUUUUGGAAGGAAAAUGCAAGGUUAGAUAAAUGUCCAAAAUGUAAGGCAUCCAGAUACAAGAUCAAUCGUGGCAGGGGUAAGAAGAUUCCCCAUAAGGUGUUGCGGUACUUCCCAUUAACACCAAGGUUGAAAAGAUUGUACAUGUCAAGAAAGACUGCUGAGGACAUGAGAUGGCACAAGGAGAAACGUAUAGAUGACGGAGUAUUGAGACAUCCCGCCGAUAGUGAUGAAUGGAAGGAAUUUGAUGUGCAACAUCCUCAGUUUGCCCUGGAGCCUCGAAAUGUAAGGCUAGGGUUGGCUGUUGAUGGGUUCAAUCCUUUCGGGAACAUGAGCAACUCGUAUAGUUUAUGGCCUGUAGUACUCAUUCCUUAUAACUUGCCACCUUGGUUGGUUAUGAAAGAUCCCUUUCUUAUGAUGUCACUACUUAUUCCUGGAGAAUCACAACCAGGGAUCGAUAUUGAUGUCUACAUGAGACCUCUGGUGGAUGAGUUGAAUGAGUUGUGGGAAAAUGGUGCAUUAUCUUACGAUGCCGUAACUGGUGAGUCUUUCCAGAUGCGUGCAGCUUUGAUGUGGACUAUACACGAUUGGCCCGCAUUUGGUGACAUAUCUGGGUGGAGAACAAAGGGUCAUUAUUCUUGCUACACUUGCAAUGAUGAACCAUAUUUUCAAUCCUUGAAAGGUAAGACUGCAUACACUAACCAUCGAUGCUACUUGCCUCAAAACCACCCCGAAAGGCGAAAGAGUAAGGCUUACAAUGGUAAGCAUGAGAAGCAAAAGAGAUCUUUAAAGUUACCAGUGGAAAAGAUAUUAGAGCAAUUGGACAGAGUGACAGGUGUCACAUAUGAGAAGCAUCCAAGAAACAAGAAAAGACUCCGUCAGGCACCAAAUUGGACAAAGGUAAGCAUCUUGUAUGAGUUACCAUACUGGAAGAAACGGAAGCUUCGACACAACAUUGAUGUUAUGCACGUCGAGAAGAAUUUUAGUGAAAAUACUUUUGGAACUAUGUUAGGCAUUGAUGGAAAGAACAAAGACACCGACAAAGCACGGAUGGACUUGGAAGAUAUGGGUAUAAGGAAAGAGUUGUGGUUAACACGUCGUCCUGAUGGAACUUAUGUCAAACCUAGGGCAAUCUUUUCAUUGACCCCUGAAGAGAGGGAGGGUUUUUUUGAAUUCUUGAAAUCAGUGAAGUAUCCGGAUGGCUAUGCUGCAAACAUAUCAAGAUCAGUGAAUGCGAGAAAUGUGCAUAAUCGACCCGAACGAAAUCAAGAUCGUGGCGAACGUCACAAAGGGUUAAUUGUAUUCACAGAAAUUGCCCGUCCUAUUGGCCUAAUCACAAGGGAUGCUGAUAUGUCACAAGAAUAUCGUGAUAUGGCUCAUUGGUUCUUGUUGAACAAUAGCCCCGAGAUAGAGAAGUAUCUAGAGAUACACAAAAAUCUAUUACGGACUCCAUCUGACCAAGGCAUAACCCGUAUACAACAACAAGAGUUUCCCAAGUGGUUCAAAGAGCGGAUAAAUAUAUUGAGAGAAGAAAAGUCACCAGAAGCACCCAAUGAUUUAUGGUCGUUAGCAAAUGGCCCAAAUUUACUAGUAAAAGAGUACUCAGGUUGCAUAAUCAAUAGCGUACGGUUUCGUACAAGAGAAGUAGACAAUCGCCGUAACAGUCAGAAUAGUGGUGUGCUUACGGAAGGGGAUCAUGAGGGAGUGACGCAUGAAUUUUAUGGUCACUUGUGCAAUGUUUGGGAAUUGGAGUACAUGUGUCAUAACAAAGUUGUAUUGUUCCAGUGUGAAUGGUACAACACAGGAAAUACAGGUCGAAGUAGAACAUUGCGAACCGAUGAUUAUUGCACAAGCAUUGAUGUCACAAGUCGGUGGUAUCAACACGACCCUUUCAUCUUGCCUAGCCAGGCUAAGCAAGUCUUUUACCUAAAUGAUACCAAAUGGGGACAACCUUGGCAAGUCGUUCAACGAGUGCAACAUAGGGGUGUCUUUGAUGUACCAGAGGUAGGUGAUGGAGAAUCAUUACAUGAACCAGAAGAAAACGAUGUGUUCCAACAAGAAAAUAUUACCGAUGUUGUUCCAAUUGACAUCGGCCCUAAUGUUCAAUGUUAUAGAGAUGGUGUUGAAGCAGAAGUUGUUACAAGGGUUAGGUCAUCUGAUGAAACAAUGAUACAGAAAAGAGCUGACAAACAAAAUGAAGAGUGUGACGAACCUGAUGUGGAUUACGAUAUGGAUCUUGAUGUAGACUAG
Molecule: messenger RNA, 2706 nt
Organism: Camellia sinensis
Lineage: Eukaryota; Viridiplantae; Streptophyta; Magnoliopsida; Ericales; Theaceae
Source: RefSeq, a predicted model, not a curated record